Acanthaster planci (crown-of-thorns starfish) is the source of this 2633-nucleotide messenger RNA. RefSeq lists its product as uncharacterized. The record is from RefSeq and is a predicted model, not a curated record. NCBI's taxonomy places the organism in Eukaryota, Metazoa, Echinodermata, Asteroidea, Valvatida, Acanthasteridae.
UAUACUGCACGCAGUGUGCUCCCAUUCCUUUAUCAUAUCAAAACGUGGAGUGAAAAGUCGCACUCUCUCGUUUUGAUCGAGCGUUGCCAGUUGAGCGGGGAGGUUUCUUCUGUGAGCACUGAAUAAAGUCAACCAAGAUGCCUUUGGUCCGUUGUCUGGAUUUGACACCUACUGGGCCAGCCAUUAAUGUCAUACUGUUUAAGGAGUUUCUGCAAGUCCGGCCAGAUUUCUUCACCGUGGUCAAUGGGCCGACACAUCAAUACUUCAGCCAUGACCCCCGUCGCGUCAUGAAUUGUGACCAGUCCCAAGAUAGGGCUGCACUGUUCCCGGAAUCCAUGGGAAGUAUCCUGAAGGUGUCCACUGAAGGUGAACUGGAGAACCUAACUCAGAAAUUUCUCCAGCUGCCUCUCUUCUUCACGGUAGAUCUGAAGCGACUGCACAAGUCAGGCAACACUAGGUACAUAGACAGAGGUGAGGCUGUUGUUAUUGUGAACUCCCAGCAUCCCUACUUCCAAGAUCAUUACAAAGGACUGCUAACUGAAGCCAUGGAGCUGAUGAGAGAGGGCAAGAGAUUUGCAGUAGAGCUGGACUUCAAUGGGGUCCUUGAGGAUUGGCUGCGGGACUUCUAUGCCCAAAUGGGUCGGGAGGGUUCCUUCAACACUGUCUACCGCUGCAAGCUGGGCCGAGUGGUGAUCACCAAUCAUGGCCAGUACUCCCAGAUGUUCUCCUGCAACAACUGCCCGGAGGUGGUGUACUGGUGGACUUUCUGUUUUCCUUGCUGCUUGCUGGCUUGCCCAAUCUAUGUGCUUCAACGCAAGCUUCGUGUGACAGACCUAGGGGGACGGAUCCGAGGUGUGCAAGCCACCACCUUCACCUCAUGCCUCAGCAGGAGGGAGAUGGAGGGAGCCUUCACGGCAGCUGCCACUCUGCUGCUGCAGCAGCACCUGAAUCAACAAGGGACAGUUACUCAACCCCCGCCGCCUAGCCAUCCUCCCUCCUAUGCCACCAGCCAACAAGUCCAGCGUGGGCAGCAAGGACCCUAUGAGUUGCCAACACCAAUCGUCUACGGCAACCCAGCACCACCAGAUGUCUAGAUGUCUGCUUCAGCCCUACCCAGUGACCUGUUCCGAUUGGACUUGUCCAACUCAGGAUUGAGUACCACACCAUCAGAACGAGGUUUUCCCGCCUACAGGAGGCAACAUUCUGUCUGUACUUGUAGGGAUCUUUUCAAAAUAUACACAAGUUGGAUUGUGAAACAACGUAAAAUAAAUUGUCACUUAGCCAUUUAAAAACAGCAGCCGCUUGCAGCAUGUAUUUUUUUACUUACAUUUUUUUAUUUUAAUACCAGCAUGUUAUCAAAGUAGCACAUCAAGCAGAUAAUAAUUACUCUAGGUACCUUUCCAUGGGGGAGGAUGUGUUUUUGUUUGCUUAGGGGCAGUGUAGUUUUGUAUUUUAUCUUUUUUUUUUUUUGAAGGGAAGAGGAGAUUUUUUUUAAGUCCAGCCAGUAAAACAUUGGUCAUUUUGGUAUUCACUUCUGACAUUUGGCGGCAUUUUGUCAUUAAUCCAGUGGCUUUACAUAUUAUCUCUUCCAAAAUGUUGGAAACUGCUUUGCAGGCAAAAUUCAUUUGGUUAUGUUUGUUGGCCAAUUCUCUCAAAUCCUGAUUCAAACGAUAAACAUUCUUCUCAUGCUACAUAAAUUAUAUUCAUGAUGAUUUAUAAGGAACAGAACUCAUGCAUGACCUACCUGUACAUAAGUCAAAUACAAAGCCUCCAGGUAGCCUUGUAAAUACAUGUAUAUUUCUGUAUGCUUUGAUAGUUAAUUUGAGUUUCCAACCAAAAGUCUGUUAUGUGUCCAGGUUUUUAGAGUCAGAGAUCACCAUAUUUGUCUAAUUCUCAGUAUGAAAUACUUCCUCCCCUCUCCUUUCUUCUCUUAAGGGGGAAGGGAAGGAAUUGUGCAUACCAGUUCUAAAAUGGGGUAAUCUUUGAGAAGCAUGUUGUAUAGAGGGCUUUUUGCAUUUCUGCCCAUCAGCAAUUUUCAAGCAAAACACAGCACUGUGUGCUGCAAACAGAGGUUGCCUUGGAGAGGCCAAUUUCGAAGUUCAAGUGACAAAAACAGUGUCAAUAUGUGGAUAUUCAUGAGCUUUAUGAGUUUCAAACCACAGGAGUAGCACCGUGCCACCUCACAAAAAAAACAUCUUUACAAUCAGUAUUAAUACUCAAAAGUCCAAGCAAACAGUGGGAACAGUUCAAGUUCCUCACCUGUUGUGGGCAAAUUAAAUUUCCAAACCAUUUCCCAAGAUGCACUGCGAAAGACAGCCACUUCAUGUCAACCUCUUGAUAGCCCACUGCAUUGUUUAAUACCCAUAUCAUAAUUGGAGGUCAAAGAAAACUCAAAACUGUGGGUGGAAAUACAAGCUCUCUCACCCUAGUCCUGUGCAGUUAAUUCCAACAAACUGGAUAUUUUAUUAAAACGUUUAUAUAAGGGAGAUAUAUUUUUCCUUAGAAAUUUGGGAUAUGCAUAGGCAUUACUUAAUUAACUCUCUCAAAUCAUGUACAGUAAAGAGCACUUCUAAGGAAAACACGUUUUCUCUGAUGUUAUCUGUUCAAAUAAAUAUGGAAGCAUCCAAAUCGAA